AUGACCAUCAAAGCUAGACUUUGGAAGCAGAAAGGUAUCUUCUGUGUAAUUAAUCGAGAUCGUUAUUCCUUUAUUAACGCGUCGACGCGAAAGGGGUGGCUUUUGGGACGACCCUGCUUCCCUCAGGGGUCUCUCGUUCCACGUAUAAACGGGAGAAAUGAGUCUGAAUCGUUGCUCACGUGUCCCUCAGAACCCGUGGGCAGCGUUCGUCCAAAAAUUCCAUCGACGGACGACAUUCGUGGAUUCAGGACGACGGUGAACGGAAGCGAGGCUUUGAUCUGCCCUGCACAGGGGUUCCCCGUCCCCUCAAACAGUUUGACUUUCGUACAUUUUUAUCUUCGUUCAAUUUCUCGUGGAUCUUAGCCUCUCCAGUUUUUCAUAGCGUUAAACUACAACAUAUUUAUAUGCAUCUUUGGAAGUUACAUCGUGAAAGGUGGCAAGAUAUUGUCAAAGAAUUUCAUAACGUAUGA
Molecule: messenger RNA, 470 nt
Organism: Heterotrigona itama
Lineage: Eukaryota; Metazoa; Arthropoda; Insecta; Hymenoptera; Apidae
Source: the annotation of a GenBank genome assembly